GGUUGACAGACAAAUACUUGGUUAAUUUCAACUCCACUUGAAUAGACACUUCAUUACACACCAAAAGUUGGUGAACCCAUUUUAUGUUUUACUUAUCUGAUGCUUUUAGUAAUUAGAUGUUGUCUUAACUGCAGCAGGCCGUGAUGAAGGGUUGACCUCAGUCGUCUUCCCUUUACGCUUGUAACACUUUUCAAGGGUUUGGUAAACGACGGAGAUGAAAAUCUAUUCGUCUCCUGAGGGUGCACUGAGGUGUGACCUUUAAUCCCUCUCCGGGUUGCCGGACAAGUCUGGUCUGGUCCUCCGUGCGCUAAAGAACAAGCUGCCGUGACACAGGCGUAACCUCUCACCUCUAUCUCGGCACAGCUGUGUUGUGGGGCUUUCGCAUUUUUGUGUAGAUUCAGAUCAGGUUUUAGACUGUACACCAUAUUAGCGAUCUGAAGAAGUUGUUCUCUUAUUUUACCUACAAUGUUGUAUUUUGUUUCAGUGUUGUUGUUGUUGUUGGUAUUUAUCAUUUUAAAUGUAUAUUAUUGUCUGAUUGCCACCACAGAUUGCCAAACCAGCAAAGGAACUUGGAAGCAAAGCUCAAAAGUAAUGCCAUCCAACAAAUACUCCUCCGCCAUCAUGGCGGAAAGUGACAAGAUGACCGCCACGGCUGCAGUAAAUGGAGACGCGUUGGCGGUGGAAGGGUCAGAGAAUGACAGCGGCCUGAAGAUGGCCAGUGAGAACAGCCCUCUGACGGCUGCAGAGCCCCCCUCACCUUUCAGCCCAAAGCAGAAUGGAGAUGCCGCUUCGCCCGCCGACGCAAACGAGAACCAGCUGUCGGCCAACAGGAAGAGAAUGCGCAAGCGCUCCGUAUCAGAGGACGAGUCCUCCUGCGGCGAGGAGGAGAAGGCGCGUGUACAACCAGCCUGUGCAUCCAGCCUGAGGCAGAGGCCUUCCCCCAGGACCAUCUUCCAGGCAGGCCUGACCCCCCACAGCAAGCCCCGCAGCAGGGAGAGAGGUCGCCAGGGCAAGGCAGACCGCAGUAGCCGCCUGACCUCUGCCUGCUGUGAGCCCAGCCCAGCGGUGUCAGCGGUCCCUCAGGUUCCUUCCCUGGAGGUCCCUCAGGUUCCUUCCCUGGAGGACUCCAAAGACUCUGCACAGAGCAUCGCCACCUCCGCCUCCGUCUCCCUGGGCUGCGCAGAGGUCGCCAUCCAGCCCGAGUACAAGGACAACAAAGGCUUUGGCAUCGGAGAGCUUGUCUGGGGGAAGAUCAAGGGCUUCUCCUGGUGGCCCGGCAUCGUGGUGACCUGGCGAGCCACCAGCAAACGGCAGGCCACCCAUGGCAUGAGGUGGCUGCAGUGGUUUGGAGAUGGCAAAUUCUCAGAGGUGUCUGCAGAUAAGCUGGAGGCCAUCACCGCCUUCCCCAAGUACUUCAACCAGUCCUCCUACACCAAGCUGGCGUCGUACCGGCGGGCCAUCUUCCAGGCCCUUGAGGUGGCGAGUGUGCGUGCGGAGAAGACCUUCACGCCCUGCGAGUCGGACAACACUGAGGAUCAGGUGAAGCCCAUGCUGGACUGGGCCAAUGAAGGCUUCCUGCCCAAGGGUCUGGAGGGUCUCAAACCCACUGAGAACUCCGGGAGCAGUCCUCUCACCUCUCAGGUGCUUGAUGUCAGCCUGUCCGACUACUUCCCCACAGCUAAGAGACAGAGGAUCAGCAUGUGUAAGACCAAGAGUGGCCCUGAGGACGUCUUCAGCAGAGAGCAAAUGGCCCAUGAAGUCUUGAAGAAUUCCUGCAGCAUCGAAGAUUUUUGUCUGUCUUGUGGGAAAACGAGAGUGGCAACUUUCCACCCACUCUUUGAAGGAGGCCUGUGCCAAGCAUGCAAGGAUGUGUAUCUGGAGAUGUCCUACAUGUACGAUGACGACGGCUAUCAGUCUUACUGUACAGUGUGCUGUGGAGGCAGGGAGGUUCUGCUCUGUGGAAACGCCAACUGCUGCAGGUGUUUCUGUGUGGACUGCCUGGACAUCCUGGUGGGGGCGGGCGCUUCUGACAGUGCACGGGACCUGGACCCGUGGCGCUGCUACAUGUGCCAGCCGAUGCUGCAGUACGGCGUCCUCAAGCGCCGCCACGACUGGAGCCUCAAACUGCAAGAGUUCUUCGUCAACGACAACGGACAAGAGUUUGAAAGUCCCAAAAUCUACCCAGCAGUCCCUGCAGAACAGAGACGCCCCAUCCGUGUGCUGUCCCUUUUUGAUGGGAUUGCCACAGGCUAUUUGGUGCUAAGAGACCUGGGCUUCAAGGUGGACGUGUACAUUGCCUCCGAGGUCUGUGAGGAUUCCAUAUCGGUGGGCGCCGUGCGACACGAAGGAAAGAUCCAGUAUGUUCACGACGUGCGCAACAUCAGCAGGAAGAAUAUUGAUGAGUGGGGCCCAUUUGACAUGGUGAUUGGUGGAAGUCCAUGCAAUGAUCUCUCCAUUGUAAACCCUGCCAGGAAAGGCCUCUACGAGGGUACUGGCCGGCUGUUCUUUGAGUUCUACCGCCUCCUGAGCGAAGCAAGGCCCAAAGAGGGCGAGGACCGACCCUUCUUCUGGAUGUUCGAGAAUGUGGUGGCCAUGGGUGUCAAUGACAAGAGGGACAUCUCCCGCUUUUUAGAGUGUAACCCUGUCAUGAUCGAUGCCAUUGAGGUUUCUGCGGCUCACCGGGCACGUUACUUCUGGGGAAAUCUGCCAGGCAUGAACAGGCCUCUCUGUGCUUCUGGCAUGGAUAAACUGGAGCUUCAGGACUGUCUGGAACAUGGACGCGUUGCAAAGUUCGGCAAGGUGCGCACUAUCACCACACGCUCCAACUCCAUCAAGCAGGGCAAGGACCAACACUUUCCCGUCCUGAUGAACGGGAAGGAGGACAUCUUGUGGUGCACCGAGCUGGAGAGUCUUACCGUGCAUUUCCACAGGAUUUUCGGGUUUCCUGUCCACUACACAGACGUGUCCAACAUGGGCAGAGGCGCUCGGCAGAAGCUGCUGGGAAGGUCCUGGAGCGUGCCGGUGAUCCGUCACCUCUUCGCCCCACUGAAGGACUACUAUGCCUGUGAAUAAUCAGCCCUUUGGCAUCAAGUCCUGCUCCUCCACUGUCACAUACACACACCGGGCGUCUGUCACCGCAGCCCUUCUCUGAUGGUAGAACAGAGCUCAAGGCGCCAUCAAUAGCAUCCAGGCCCACGUAACUAUCCCUCUCUGGUGGACCAACCAAGAACCUCAGUUUGAAAAUACCCAGCAAAGGCAAAGCAACCUGGCCCUGAAUGUGAUUUUGUGUGUGUGAGAGAGAAUGUUUGUGAUUCAUAUGAUAACUACUUGUUGUCAAGCAUGUCCAGGGGCUUCACUAAAUGACAGGAGUAAGGUUAAAGGCAAAGGUGCCCAGUUCAAUAGCCAAGAACGGCAGGUGUCACGUUACUGUAUAGUGACCACAUGUCAGGCUCCAAGUUCAGCCUCGGCAUCAUUCCCAAACUCAGGGUAAGAUACAUUUAGUUUAUAAUUGUCUGUAGACACUGUGCUGUCGAUAACCCGUGUCAUUUAUGUCAGCAAAGAAAAAAACACUUUGUAUAAAAAGAUAAUCAAAACUGAACAUGUUUCAUCAUAAAUGAAUGGGAACAUUUUUUAUUUUUAUGUCCAGUUCUAAAGAGAUACUUGAAAUUGUAAUCAAUGCAAAAAAAAAGGCCUUUACUAAGCGCAGACCAUUACUAGCACCAGUUACUUUUGGACUGGAUCUGGGCACUUUGGUCUAUUUCCAUGUACAUUGCAUGGCAUACCCCUUUGCUAGAGUGGUGUGUUUCCUUUGCAAAAAAAAUGCAAUUGUACAUUUGUGCAAUGUCCACCAGAAAAAGAAAAUAUAGAGUAUUAUCCAAGAAGAAAUAGAGUAGUCUUGGUAUCACUUUGAAGGGUUAAAAAAUGCAUGCAAGAAAUGCAUUAAAGUGCAAGAUAUUUUAAAGUUUAAGAUAUAUCACUUAGACCAAUCACUUAGCAUACGUAUAAUCAAACUCAGAUAAAAAAAGUUCCCAAUUUCAAAGUGCAUAGAUUCAGUAAUGGCCUGAAUUGUUCCAUUGUGUGUGUUCCUGGUUUAGAAUUUGUAUGUUUUUAUCCAAUGAGAACAUAAUUAUUUUAAGUAUAAGAGACAUUUAUGUCAUCUCCACAAGAGGGCAUUAUCUUCUUGCAUUUUUUGAAGAUUUUUGAAAGCAUGUCCAUACAUUGUCUUGACACAUCACCUGUCAUUGUAAUUUUUAAUUGAGAUUUGUACUGUACUGUAUCUGGUCUUUUGACAAAAACCAUGUUUACAACUCACGAUUGCUUUUUCAAUGUAAAAGUCUUAAGAAAUGGAAAGUCCAACAAAUCAAAAGAAUGCCAGUGUUUGGUAGUGAACACGGAGAACACUUUUAAUGGCUUAAAAACCUCUUGUUUUUUCCGUAGUGACAGGUGUAAGUGGUGGGAGAGAUUAAAAGGUGUUAGGUUUGCAUUAAUAACAGAGCACUCUGCUGUAGCUUUUUACAUUGAAGAAAAUUGGUGUACUUAAUUCUUGCUUUAUGCUAAUCAUUUCUGUAAUUAGCCUCUUUGUCCUUUACCUGUAUGUAUACUAUGCCUUUUGAACAACUGCUAGUAUAUUCUCUAUAUGUAAGUUGUAUUUUCUUGGUCUACAUACCAACUGGACAUUACAGAGUUUUAUAUGAUCAUUAUCAAGAGAGGUGUUAGCCUGUAAACAAACAUUUUAUAAGUCUUAAGUGCACUACAAGAAUACACAUUGUUGGAGUUACUGUUCUCAUUCUUUCUAGUCUUUCAGUCUUUUGAAAGUGUCUAUUACUUCACCCCUGGUGCCUUUUGGUGGACAGAUUUAGUGAAUGUCCUCAUGCAUCACAGCAUGUAAUGAAAGAUUCCUUCAAGUCAGUUACUGAAAUAUGGAACUUUCACAAGUCUCAUCCAGUCGAAUUCCUAGUGGAUAUGCUUGAAAAGACAACAGCUUUCUCUUGGCUAAUGGGCGUUCUGCCCUGCAGAUAUCAUAUUCCUAACCCACUAUUUUUUACUCGUGUUUUUGAAACUUGCUUGCUUGAUGUAUACAUAAAGCCUUUAUGUUUAAAGAAACAAAGUAGAAGAAAGGACAGCUUUUUAAAUAGCUUUGAGUAGUCUUUGAUUUUAUAUUGUGGUAUAUAAAUAUAUUUGUGUUUUUUAACUUCUGUGAAAGAAUAGUUUGUGGUAUACUCAUGCCUUUUCCUGUAUUAGUACCCAUUUGUUUUUUCUUUAACCAUAGUUGUGGUUUUAUUCUAAGAAUAAAACAUGUAUAAAACAAGAGUUUCCUUUUAACAUAAAAACACCCACAACUCUAUUUUUAUACCUUUUUACUUGAUCAGUAUUUUGUCGAACACUGCCAAUAAAACUGAUAAGACGUUAUGUUACA
Molecule: messenger RNA, 5416 nt
Organism: Clupea harengus (Atlantic herring)
Lineage: Eukaryota; Metazoa; Chordata; Actinopteri; Clupeiformes; Clupeidae
Gene: dnmt3bb.1
Product: DNA methyltransferase 3 beta, tandem duplicate b.1
Biological process (GO): negative regulation of transcription by RNA polymerase II
Cellular component (GO): nucleus
Molecular function (GO): DNA binding; DNA (cytosine-5-)-methyltransferase activity, acting on CpG substrates
Source: RefSeq, a predicted model, not a curated record